This is a messenger RNA of Megachile rotundata (alfalfa leafcutting bee), 1393 nucleotides long. Its product is annotated as ciliogenesis-associated TTC17-interacting protein. NCBI's taxonomy places the organism in Eukaryota, Metazoa, Arthropoda, Insecta, Hymenoptera, Megachilidae. The record is from RefSeq and is a predicted model, not a curated record.
UAGGUAUUGAAGACAAUAACUAUUACAUGAAACUGACACGCAUUUGUCCUUGUGAUAAGUCUACAGAAACUAGAAAUUUAACCUUUGCUUCCACUGAUAGACUAAUAAGCGAAGGAGUCAAUGUACUACUUAUGCGUUAUUUGGCACUUAUAAAUUAUGAAGGAAUAUUAUCUUUUGAAAGCAUUACCAUAGAAGGAGAUAUUGCAAUGUCUAAUUAUAUAUGUACACCCGCAGAACAAACGGUCAUAGAUGGUCAUUUUUUAGACAUUUACACGAUUGAACGUAAAAUAUGCAAACAAGACGGAACUGAGUAUUCUAUAAAAACUUAUUUAACACCAAAAGGUCGAAUAAUUCGGCAUAAUUGGUUGAAUGUUCCAUAUGUCUUGAAAAUUAAUCCAUUAGCUGAUCCAAAGAUUCCACAGAAAACAAUAAAAGUAGAGGCACCAUUAAGAGAUCGUUGGACAGAAGAUAUUGAAAUGUUUUCUAAAUAUCUAGAUAAGAAAUUUUCCAAAAUUGCGGAACAAAGGGAUUAUCUAGUUGAUCAUCCAGAAGUAAAACAACUAAUAGCAGAUUAUGUUGAAACAUUGCUAGUUGGUAAUCAGUUUUACAACUGGAAUAACAUUGUAUCGAUUCUUCUUAGACAGGUCACAUUAUGUAUUUAAAUGUAUUUCUAUUUUACAACAGUACAUUAAUAUUUUUUAAAUUUUACUGGUCUCCACAGUAAAGCCUAAAAAUGUGAUAGACUUCACGAUUCAACAUUUCAAAGCAUUUUCUAAAAAUCCUAAAACUUGGGAGACCAGUACAUUUAAGAAAAAUGACAUUUGUGUACAAUCACAGCUGGUGGAAAAAAAAUCAAGUACUACUGUAUGUAACAUUUGUGGAUUUUUCAUACAUUGCAAUGUGAUAGAAAAAUCUUCUUCUGAAUCUAUAGGAGAAUACCACGAAGCGACAGUAAGUAUUUUUUAAAUCUAAAGUAAAUUAAUAAUUAAAAUGAAUAUUAAUUUUAGAACUCAGAUGACUUCGCACAAAGUUCGAAUAACAGUAUAAUUCAUGUAGAAGAAAUAGAUGAUGCACUAAAUAAAAUAAGUACAAAGGAACAAAAUAUUGAUGAUACUCUGCCAGAACAAAAAGAAACUUGUGGUCGCUGUAAAACUACUAUAAAUAUCCGCGACAGUUAUCAAGUAUGAUUUUAUUAAUAUUUAUGUUAAAACUUUAUAUUGUAAUUCAUAUUACUUAAAAUUUUAGACUUAUCCCAAAUGUCCUGGAUGUCUUAGAACAUUUAAUAUAUGUACAAAAUGCUCUGCCAUUGAUCAAAUAUUACAAAAAUUAAAACGUUGAAAUGCAGAUAUAGAAAUGAAUAAGAUUUUCACAAAUAUUUAAUAACUAUUUUAAA